AUGCAGCCAUCUUUGCUUCUCGUUCUUGCUGGGUUCACCGCAGCCACGACAGUCUCCCAGACCACGGCCACCUCCUCACUUCCAACAACGCUACCUGGGCUUGUAUCCAAUGUUCCUUCAUGUGCUCUGCCAUGCUGGAACAAAGUCAGUACUGAGAUCGGCUGCGAUACUGGCAACUUGAAGUGUUUGUGUGAGACUCCUGGCGAGCUGGAAGUAAAGAUGGGGAUUUGCAUUCUUUCCAGUACAUGCACUAGAGACCAGCUUGGCGACACGAACGCCGUUAUCGAACCGAUUUGCGACGCCGUUGGCAAAUCUCCUAGCAGUGAGGCGAUUGCAUCUGCCUCUAGUAUCAUCACUGGGGCUGUAGGCAAAGCGACUGCGACGGCUUCCUCCACCCAUAAGCCCACUUCAACCAACGCUGCCAGCCUUUCGGGCCCGGGAAUUGGAAUGGCUAUGGCUGCCUUUGCUGCCGCUAUCGUCAUAUAA
Molecule: messenger RNA, 486 nt
Organism: Colletotrichum truncatum
Lineage: Eukaryota; Fungi; Ascomycota; Sordariomycetes; Glomerellales; Glomerellaceae
Source: RefSeq, a predicted model, not a curated record